Porites lobata is the source of this 1085-nucleotide messenger RNA. The record is from the annotation of a GenBank genome assembly. Lineage: Eukaryota; Metazoa; Cnidaria; Anthozoa; Scleractinia; Poritidae.
GAUGUUUCCUUGGCAACCGAGCCUUAUCCAGAUUUUAUGUUUCGCCAUAAGUUCUCACUCCUUGUGGUUGGACCAAGUCAAUCAGGGAAAACAGUUUUCGUAGAACAGAUUCUAACGAGAGAUCGUAUUGUCUACGAAACCAACAAGCCCCGUCGCAUUUUAUGGUAUUACAGUCAGUGGCAAGAUAGAUACGAAGCUUUGAAAUCAGCGAUCGGAAAGGACAUUAAAUUUUUUCGUGGCCUUCCCUCAUUUCAAGAAGAUCUGCGAGAAAUUGACCCAAAAUACAACAACGUUAUCAUCUUUGAUGAUCUAAUGGCAGAAGCGAUCGAAAGCCCCAUCGUUUCUCGGUUGUUUACCCAAGGUCGCCAUAGAAAUGCCAGCGUCAUACUGCUCCUUCAGAAUAUGUUCCCCAAGGGAAAAUUUAACACCGAUAUCAGUCGGAAUGCACAGUACAUGGCUCUUUUCCGAGGUCCUAGCGAUCGGAAACAAAUCGGAAUUGUUGCUGAGCGUAUGUUUGAUACGAAUCGCCAACGAUUCAUGACAGCUUAUUAUCAUGAAACAGAGAGGCCUUACGGUUACAUCUUUGUAGAUAAUAAACCGGACACGGCGGCAAAUAAGCAAGUAUUGAGUGACAUUUUCGGCUCUUGUCGUCGAUAUCCGACUAUUAACAGCCCCGCAAAAUCGGUCGAAACCGUCAAAACGACCAGUUACGAGGAAAACAUUGCCUGCGAAGCUAGAUCAGCAGUAAAAUCGCCUCAUGUGGUCAAUGUUCCCCGCCAAUUGUAAAAAGGUCACGGCCAUUUCCUUUUGAUGCAGUAUUGUCUGAAGCAGCCUAUCCCGUUGUACAAAAUUAUAUGCAAGGAGCGCCCCGAUGCCAAACCCUACCAAAAGACUUUGGGAUCACGGAAAUGUACCGCUUUGCCAGACAUCUUUAUGAUCCGUAUCUUCCAUCGUACUCGUAUGGAAAUUACUGGCCUGUGAAAAUAAGACACUAUUGCAAUGGAAAAUCGAAAUGGAUUUAUUUACACAAGGACGAUCCCAGCGUAAGAUCUUUCCUAGAAAAGAACCAAACGAAUGCUCGAUAG